Hibiscus syriacus is the source of this 1001-nucleotide messenger RNA. Its product is annotated as chromophore lyase CRL, chloroplastic-like. The transcript is spliced from 10 exons. Gene Ontology annotation, molecular function: lyase activity. Bases 110 to 922 code for a protein of 270 amino acids. The record is from RefSeq and is a predicted model, not a curated record. NCBI's taxonomy places the organism in Eukaryota, Viridiplantae, Streptophyta, Magnoliopsida, Malvales, Malvaceae. Gene Ontology annotation, biological process: protein-phycocyanobilin linkage.
CCUUUAUAUCUGGAGAAUCCCUAUAUUAUUAUUUUCCUCUCAAUCUUCGCAGGGAAUUAUAUAAGAACAUAUGGGUGUUUGGAUGCGCUGAGAAGUUUAGGGGAAUUAUAUGGAAAAAGGUUCGGAGUCGGGUUCGAAAUCGGACUCGAAUGGAUGGAGCCGAGCUCGAGGUUUGGUGGUGAAGACCUUGGUUCUAAUUGGCGGCGCCUAUUUGCUCAAGAAGUUCACCAAAUCCACCACUCGUUGGGACCAUGCAAAAAUCGUUGCUCGUUCUCUUAGCGGUGAAAAGUUCUCGUGGGAGCAAGCCUCUAGAGACCCAGAUAAUUACUUCAACAUCAGAACACUUACUUGUCCUGCAACAGAGAUGGUGGAUGGUUCAAAGGUUUUAUAUUUUGAACAGGCAUUUUGGAGGACUCCUCAGAAACCCUUUCGGCAGAGGUUUCUCAUGGUGAAGCCUUGUCCAAAAGAUUUGAAAUGCGACGUUGAGGUAAGUUCAUUCGCAAUUAGAGAUGUGGAGGAGUACAAGAAUUUCUGUGAUCGCCCAAGGGAUCAACGUCCCCUAGCUGAAGAAGUUAUUGGUGAUAUUGCAGAACAUCUGACGACUAUACAUCUUAAUCGGUGUGAAAGAGGGAAACGCUGUUUAUAUGAAGGUUCGACUCCACCAGGUGGAUUCCCAAAUUCAUGGAAUGGAGUGACAUACUGCACUUCCGAACUUUCGGUUUUGAAGAACAACGAAAUACAUACCUGGGAUAGGGGAUAUGAUGAUGAAGGAAAUCAGGUGUGGGGAGUGAAGAAAGGCCCUUACGAGUUCAAGCCUGCAUCUGCCUCUAGUUUUAACGGCAAGUUUUCGCCUCUAAAUUUUCCUCUAUCACAGCACCCCAUGGAGAAAAGGAUAGAAGGGUCAUUUGUCUUGCAAGAAUAAUUGGUUUUUAACUUGUUUAUAUAUAUAUAUUGUAGCUUGUAAAAUUUGAUCUCAUUUACUUAAGCUUAAAGAUGUAUUA